UGACUACAGUGUUACUGUACAACCCGUUCUACUCUUGAUCUCACCGCUUGAUCGAUCGGCCCACUGAUUGGUCUUUGGAGAGCGCAUGAUCCGGGCUAGUACCAUUCGUUUGUCUCUUCUGGAGUCAGUCUGCAGAUAAUAAUCCUUGCAAGACCUUCAUCUCUGCAGUGUAAAUCAUGGCCCAGGAGUCCGUCCCUUACACAGUCAAACCCCCUGUCCCAUUGCAGGUGGGAGAUGUGAAGACUGAAAUCAGCCGGCCUGGUGUGUACGUCAUCGAUGUCACAUUUCCCAAAAAUCAGCCGGUUGAUGUUCAGGAGAUCACAUUUAAGAAUUAUUAUACUGCUUUUCUGAGUGUGAAGAUCCAGCAAAAGAGGCCUUCAGAGUCAGUGGCCUGCCCUGCUGUAUGGCAUACAUGUAUCCGAAAUCUUCGUCUUAUGCCAAACCCACACACAGAGGAGGGAUCCCAGGACUAUGUGUCAUUGCACAGACACCAGAUGCUGUGUGAUACAGAUCACGUGACAUCGCUCCGACUGAUCCUUAGGCAGCCGUCUCCAAUCUGGCUAAACUUUAAUUUGGAAGAGUUGCAAAUAAAUCCCACUAAGAAACAGAGUCCACAAAAAAGGUUCUCGUGUUGGCUUUCUCGCCUACCUCAAGAGGAGCAGCUACAAAAUCUACACAAGGGCCUCCCAGAUCCUGACAAAGUGUCAAGUGAGAUGCAACAAAUGUGGGUGCUGACUGAAAUGAUGAGAGCCAAUCAGAGUACAGCGAACGUUGGGAGAUUUGAUGUGGAUGGGUGUUAUGAUAUCAACCUCCUGUCAUACACGUGAAAUAAUCAAGAAAUGUCGGACGUGGCCAUUACUGGAGUCUUUCAAAGGAAUUAAGCAUGACCUUGUUCUUGAACAACAGUAGGAAUUUUCAGGCUUUACACUGAUGAACUAGGCAUCGUAGGAGCUCAUUAUCAAAUCGUAAUAUAGCCUUCCUUCUGAAACGAACAGAAGACAAAUUAUAUUAUAUUCAUCUGGUGUCUGUGUUAUCAGGGCAUCAUCAACAGGAGAGAGACACAUUCCCAGUCCUUACAACUUCCUGUUGACUCCUGAUAACAGCUUUGAGAUUAACAAAACCCAUGUAAUACACUACAAUUAUGUUUAACAUUACUGGCAGAUCUUCUGAGCACAGAUCCUAGCCAGGAUUUUGCUACAAUGAUGUAUAUGGAAUGACAUCUGACUCCACUCAGAAGGAAAUAAUCAGUUUAAUAGAGCAGAAAAUUAUGGCUGCUUGAAUUUGUUUGAGUCUCUAAAUAAUGCUUAGAGUGUAACAUUAUUAUUUAUUAUGGCAGCUCACUAACUAAUCGACUUUAUUGUGCCUGGCACUUCUGAUCUGAUGGUUUAUUUAUUCGUAAUAAAAUUUGAAUUGUAAGUGGUA
Xenopus laevis (African clawed frog) is the source of this 1422-nucleotide messenger RNA. RefSeq names its product nicolin 1 L homeolog (gene nicn1.L). Gene Ontology annotation, cellular component: nucleoplasm. The coding region runs from base 177 to 827 and encodes 216 amino acids. Lineage: Eukaryota; Metazoa; Chordata; Amphibia; Anura; Pipidae. The record is from RefSeq and is a predicted model, not a curated record. The transcript has 7 exons.